UCAAAUACCAGCUUGUGGGCAGUGACUUCCAGCGUCAGACACCAACAAAAAAAAGCCAUCUUUUCACAUUGGCGUGAUACACAGCUGAGUGCUGUUAUUCUGUAACAGUGCCCGCGGGUGUCGGAGGGAAACGUAGCAGUUAAGGGGGCGAAAGUCCUAGUGGGGCGAGUGGGAAGGGUGGUGGAGGGGUCCAACAACCACUGACUUUCACCCAGGAGGCUGAUGUUGGCUUCCUGCAUGAUUGUAAAGCCAAACCCUGUUCUUUUUCCCCAAACCCAACCACAAAAGAGACUGUAUGCAAACUGUACAUUUCCUGUGAAAACAGAAGUGUCUUUUGAAAACAGACAAUGCAUGUAACAGGCUGAAGUUGACACGGCGUCCCAGAACGUCAACAACCAACACACCCAGGGUACCUUGGACGUCAUAUGUGGACGUGGAAAGUCCAUGACCAAACGUGGACAUGUGACGAGGUCACAGUGAGGAUGUGUUGUCAAAGGACAUCUAAGAAAUCUUGGCGCGGCACACCAAAACACCAGCUGUACCUGAAUUUCAGGAAUUCACUCAUUCUGUUGUUUGUAGACAAGUUAAAUCUAUGUCAAAGUGACCGCUUUGAAAAUGGCCAUGCUGCCACAUUGCUGCAGAAAUGUCCUAUUUUUGUCAGAGUCACAACCUCAGAGACAGAGUAUUUGUUAUUUCACCAUGAUGGCUCCUCACCAGCAUCAAAAGUGAUUGAACCACUUCCUCAUAUUGUAGAGGACAGUCAGGGACAAGAAGACAUAGAAGUGGAUUUGCUGACACCUGUUGACCUGUUGCUGUACUGAUGUUUGUGCAGACUGUCCUCCAGAAUAACGAAUUUGUUUGCAUUCACACAAGCGAUAAAACUGAGUGCCUCCAUGAGUUUUACAUUUAGGACAAUGUGGUGAAAUAGUUUUUGGCCCUGAUCACACAGAAAGUGUUUUGCAGGUUGAAAAAUGCGAGACACACCGCACUGCCACACUACUUUUUUUUUUUUAACAGAAUAAAUGCCACUAGUGGAAAAAAAAACCCCACUUGCUUCCUUUUUAACGUUGCCACCCCAUCACCUCCUUACCUUAUGGUGCGUUCAUUUGUACUCGGAGGUCGGAAGUCAGAAGUGGGAAUGACGUCACCUCCAAGUUGACAACAGUUUUUGCAUUCUAGUUGACAAUGGUGGACAAGUCGGAAAAAAAACAUGGACGCCCGCAAGAAAGCCUUUGUUGCCCUUGCACUUUCAGAGUAUAGACAGCUUCAAAACCAACAUGCACUCCAGCUGAUGAAUGCUGCAGAUGAGGCUGACCUAAUGUAAAACAAAUAAGAUAAAAUUGCUAUAAACAGUACUUUAGCAGAGUGUUGACUCACUGUGUAUGUGACUGGCAGCCAUCUUGAAUUCGUAAGUCUGGGUUGACGCGUUUGCUCCGAGUUUCUGAGUUGGAAAUCUGAUCUCAGGGAGCGUUCAAGUUUAAACUUCCGACCGGGACCUGUGAAUUUCUGACCUCCGAGUACAAACGAACGCACCAAUAACCUUCCCCUGUAAUGAAUCUACUGUUUAUUAUUGUAUGUAUCCUGCAGUAAUCAGUGUGUAGCUGCUGCCAUGUUGAGGCAGAGGGUGCUGUCUGUAGCUCUGGUUGAGGGUGAGAGGCUGUCAGCAGAUAAACAGAGAUCUGUGUGGGUACAUGAGACCCUAAAAAAGAGGCUGGAUCAUGGGGAGUACCACCAGUUGGUCCAGGAGCUUCUCCUCCAUCAUGGACGUUUACAGUACUGCACUUAUCUGCUGUUUUCUAUUGAGAUGGUGCUAACUGUGCUUUGUGAAGUCGUAUAGCUCUGGGUAUCCAGCAACCACUACCACCAGUUUCUCCUCCAUUGGUUACCAACUGUAAACUUGUUGUCGUGACCACCACAGAAGCCCCGCCUCUCAAAUCAUCUGAUUGGACAGUGGGAAAUGGGGAGGCGCGUAGCAACACAAAAACAGCGAGCAAAAAGUUUCAUUCUCAUUAAAAGUAUGAAAGUAUUAAAAAUAUUUAUUGCAAGUUGAGAAUCUGGAAGGAAUCCACAGGAUCUCUUGCCACACAUCAUUAUCUAUUAGAAGUUGCUGUAAGUGAUGUUUUUUAUACUGCUGGAGCGGCGCAAUGAUUCCAUAACAAACUUUACAGCUUAUAUUGAAACAGACUUUACAACAAGACAUGGUGUCUGUUUUCAUUUUUAUGCUGAUGACACACACAUGUACCUGCCCGUUAGAUCCACAGACGCUGGAAUGAUGUGUUCACUCAGUAACUGCCUCACUGAUGUUACGAGCUGAAUGUCAUAAAACUUUCUCCAGCUGAACUCAGACAAAGCUGAGGUUGUUGUCGUCAGGCUGCAGCACGUUACUAAACAAAUUCUGCCUUUGGCUGAAUUUCAAACCUGUUGUGAGAAAUCUCAGAGUCUGGUCUGACAGUAAUUGAAGUUUUGAGCAGCACGUCACAAAGCUCGCACAAUAAUGCUUUUAUCAUCGUAGGCAUAUUUCAAAGCUACGAUCCAGUUUAACUUUUAAAGACACAAAGAUGAUUUUACACGCCUUCAUCUCUUCACGCCUGGAUCGCUGCAACAGCCUCUUUUCCUGUCUGAAUUAUAAAUCUAUUAAUCGACUCCAAACUGUUCAGAAUUCAGCUGCCAGAGACGUGAUCACCGGCUCAUAGUGUGUUUUGGAAAAAAAAAAAUAAGAUUUUACUGAGUACCUUUGAGGUUCUUCAUGGUCUCUCCUCCAGCUACAUAUCUGACCUCUCAGUACUGUACACAUCAGGACGAACUCUGAGGUCCUCGGGCAGCAGAGGUCUUUUGUCUGUUCCACAGGCUGAAAACUAAAGGGGACAGAGCGUUUGCUGUCAGGGCCCCGAAGCUCUGGAACAAUCUGCCAGAGGAAAUCAGGUCAGUUGAGUCAGUGAUCUCUUGAAGUCCCUUCUUAAAACAGACUUUUAUCAGAGAGCCUUAACUCAUAUUAUCUGAGUCUUUUGUUUCCUCAGUUUUUAAAAACUUAUAUAUUUAUCAGUUCUUUUAAAAGUUGUUCUCAUGUUUUAUCUGUUUUAGUUACUGACAUGUAAAACACUUUGUGAAUCUGUUUACAUAAAGAUAAUAACUAUUAUUAUAUGUUAUAAUUAUAUGUUAUAAUUGUUAUUAUAACAAUUAGCCGUGGCUUCGCUUCAGUAAACAAAGUGAUCAGUGACAAAACUGUGUCCUCUCUUUCCUGUGAUUUCCACCUGAUGAUGUUCAUUUCAGAGUUCUACUUUUUAAAAUCCUCUGUGUCACAAACACAACAGCUCAUUACUUCCUGUGUGUCAGAAGACUUUCUGAGGGCUGAGCUUCAUGUUUGGAUCAAGUUAAACCACCAAUGUUAUAAUAAUUAGAGCCGUAGAGUUUCCUGCAGGACAAUCGUGUCUGCGUUCAUCGUUGUGUCUGUUCACAGAGAGAAUCUGUAUUUUUUCACCACUUUGAAUUGUGUUGUUAUUCGGUUGCUGCCACAACAUUAACUGUCCCUUCUGUUUUAAUCUGUGGUUUUGUGACACAACUGGUUGUGACAUUGGCAGUGAUGGAUUAAUCUCCACACACCCACAGCAGAGGCAGCUGGUGGAUAAAUACAGGUAACAUUGUAGGACAGCAGAUCACUAUCUAACAGAUGCUUCACCAGGAUCACUGUCAGAAGAAUAAACAUGGCAGACUACGUCAAUGAACCAACUGAUCAGCAGAGGAAGAGUCCAGAGAGGAGAGGAUGCUGUCACUCAGGUGAAUCAAAAAUCUUCUUGGUGGUUGGAGUCAGCUUCGGCCUGCUGUGCAUCGUACAGGCAGCUCUCAAUAUUUCUCUUCGGCUCCAAGGAACUGGGUCUGACCACAUCAACUCUACCAACAUCACCAUGAUGUCACCUGCUGAAAUCAGCAACCUGCUUCGAGAUAGAGACCUGCUGAUAAGGGAAUACACAAUGUUGAAUGCCAAUGAGAGAUGGUUAGAGAGGCGCCUCAGCGAACAGCGAAAUCAGAUCGACAAGCUUCAGGCUGAAAUAAAAAGACUCUCUGAGAUGGGAUCCCAACACAGUCAUUGUCCCCGAGGGUGGAAGUUCCACAUGUCCAGCUGUUACCGCCUUUCCACUGAGCUAAAGAACUGGAGAGAUGCCAAAGAGGACUGUGGGAGAAACGGAGCUGAUCUUGUGGUUUUAAAUGAUGAAUCAGAAGCGGAAAUUCUUCUUAAGUUUGGAAGUGCUGUCAUGUGGAUCGGCCUGAGGGCUAGACGCUGGCCUCAGGAUAUGUGGACGUGGGAGGAUGGACGCUUGCUGACUUUAGAAGAUCAGAUGAAGUUCAGCUGGCGCCAGACGUUAGAGAACGCGAGGCAGGCAGAGCCAACGCUUCAGAGUGGCAGUGACUUGAAGAAGGUGCAGCCAGGUGAUCCAAGUCUCACCUGUGCCUAUGCCGAACAGUUGCUGCCUGGCAGGCUGAGGUUUGUCCCUGCCGACUGUGCGGACCAACACUACUGGGUGUGUGAGAUGAUGGUGAUGUGACGAACAGCACAACAACCAUGAAGUAACACGUCACGUCUUUCUGUUUAUGUCAUAUCCUUUUCCAUCAGUCAUACACACACACACACACAGACAGUGUACUGUAUAUUUGCAUUGAGUCUCUCUUCUUUUUAAUUUCAUGUUGUGUGUGUGUGUGUGUGUGUGUGUGUGUGUGUCCUUUUAAUCACUCUGUUUUAAAGUGAAGUCUUUCAGCUGAUGGAGGGCGCUGUGUUUGGACGACUGAAAGUUGUAUUGAGACAGAAACUCAGUCUGUGAUGUGUUUAGAGUCUGGUCAGUAGAAAGACUCUGUGAUUGUCUUGUAAAAUAAAUUCUUGUCAGAAUAAACACGUCUGCUGGAGUAUUUAAAUCUCUGUGUAAAGGAAUAAUAACUUGCUGUCAGCGUUAACUUCUCGAUCACAAUGUGAUUCAGCUCCAAACAUGAACAUGUUAUUUAUUGUUUUCAUCACGUUAAUUGUGUGCUGCUUUUUGUCUCUUCAGCAUCAACCUUACUUGUGUCAAACAGAAUUAAAACGUCACCAAAGUACUCUGAGUUUGAGCUUCGACCUGCGAGCAGAAGUCUCGCCAGGUUCAGGAGUUAGUGCAGGUCGACUGUUUCCCAGGCGUUCAGCCACAUGUCCUCAGCUCUGUCUCCUGUGUCUUUUUAUUUUUGAAAUGCAGUGUUAACAUAUCAUGUGUUUGUGCAAAAUAAACUUAAAAAAAAACCUUUAAAAAAAACGUACACCCACACAUAAA
Molecule: messenger RNA, 5291 nt
Organism: Epinephelus fuscoguttatus (brown-marbled grouper)
Lineage: Eukaryota; Metazoa; Chordata; Actinopteri; Perciformes; Serranidae
Product: C-type lectin domain family 1 member B-like
Exons: 7
Coding region: 3702-4541 (279 amino acids)
Source: RefSeq, a predicted model, not a curated record